Molecule: messenger RNA, 552 nt
Organism: Rhodofomes roseus
Lineage: Eukaryota; Fungi; Basidiomycota; Agaricomycetes; Polyporales; Fomitopsidaceae
Product: OSCP, subunit 5 of the stator stalk of mitochondrial F1F0 ATP synthase
Exons: 5
Coding region: 1-552 (183 amino acids)
Biological process (GO): proton motive force-driven ATP synthesis
Molecular function (GO): proton-transporting ATP synthase activity, rotational mechanism
Source: RefSeq, a predicted model, not a curated record
AUGUUGCUCUACCCCGCCCGCGCAGUGACCGCCUCCACUGGGCUCGGCCGGCGCGCCGCCUCUUCCCUCGCGCUCAAGUUUCCCAACGCCGUCUUCAAUGCCGUGCUCCACAAGUCGCCACAGACGCUGAACAAGGUCCAGUCUGAGCUCAUCGACCUCUCGUCCGCGAUUGAGAGCGUGCCCGAGCUCAACGCGUUCGUCUCGAACACAACCCUUAGCACGAACGACUGCGUCUCGGGGCUCAAUGCGCUCUAUGCCACUGCUGAGAUUCCAAAGAAGGAGCCCAACGGCCAUCUCGCCGAGGCUCACGGCGUCAUUGAGGGCUUCAACAAGCUAGUCUCCCAGUACAAGGGUGAGCUCACCGUGACCAUCACCUCCGCUGCGCCUCUCCCCAGUGACAUCCAGCGCAAGCUCGAGUCCUCGCUGAAGCAAUCACGGGAGCUGCCCAGACGGAUGUUGCCAUUAUUGUUGUCUCCGCUACUGAUGGAUGGGUUUAUCACCUUUGUGGGGAACAAGCGUUCUAACACAAUAUUGUCUGGGUCAUUCAGGUAA